AUGUCAGGUGAAAAUGAAUGGAAUGAGGAAUUAUGUGGUUGUUGCAGUGAUUGCAAAACAUUCUGUUAUGGUUUUUGGUGUACACCAUGUUUAUUUGGUACAAAUGCAGAAAAAAUCGAUGGCAAAAAUUGUUUUUUAAUGUGUUGUCUUUAUGGAAUUCUGACGAAUGUUUACUUAUGUUGGUUGCCGCAUUAUUUUGAACGUCAAAAGUUACGUGAAAAAUAUAAUUUAAAACCUAAUCCAUCAUGCGGUGAUUGUCCAACAACAUUAUGUUGUAGUCCAUGUGCAUUAUGUCAAGAAGCUCGUGAAAUGAAAUCGAGAAAAAAUGAACAAGGUGUAGCUUUCAAAACUACUGCUACUCAACCGAUUGUUUCACAGCCAGUACCAGAUUCGAAAGAUGAAAAUCCUGCUAAUAUACGACUUUAA
Molecule: messenger RNA, 426 nt
Organism: Rotaria sp. Silwood2
Lineage: Eukaryota; Metazoa; Rotifera; Eurotatoria; Philodinida; Philodinidae
Source: the annotation of a GenBank genome assembly